Bacillus rossius redtenbacheri is the source of this 2148-nucleotide messenger RNA. Its product is annotated as zinc finger protein 239-like. The record is from RefSeq and is a predicted model, not a curated record. NCBI's taxonomy places the organism in Eukaryota, Metazoa, Arthropoda, Insecta, Phasmatodea, Bacillidae. Gene Ontology annotation, biological process: regulation of transcription by RNA polymerase II. The transcript is spliced from 2 exons. Gene Ontology annotation, molecular function: DNA-binding transcription repressor activity, RNA polymerase II-specific; RNA polymerase II cis-regulatory region sequence-specific DNA binding. Bases 226 to 1377 code for a protein of 383 amino acids. Gene Ontology annotation, cellular component: nucleoplasm.
AAUACUUAUUCGUUCAGUGUAGUCUCAUGGGUGACGUAAAAAAACAUUAUCAUUAUGUACUUGUUUGUAAUUUGAGGUUACGUUAAUAAAUGGGAAGAUAAGAAGUUUAUAUUUAUUCUAUGAACGCAGAGAGAGAGAGAGAAAGAAGGUAAUAUAAAUAAUCUUGUGAGUGUGCCCGGCAUCUUUGUAAAUUAAAGAUGUGUUCUUAAAAUUGACAUUUCUUCGAUGUUAAAAAUGAAUGAUGAACAUUGCCAUGCAAGUAUACCAGUGGAAGUCGAAGCCGCCGUAAAAAAUAAUGAAUGCUCAUUUGAUGUCGUUGAAAAAUAUGAUGAGUCUUCUUUUAAGGUAGUUGGAAACAAGGAUCCUUUAUCGUAUAAGGUAGUUGUUAAAAAAAAUGUAUCUUCAUAUGACGACAAAAUGGGAAAAGAUGAUGCAGCUUCAUAUAUAAUAGCUGAUGUUAAACCGGCAUUUGUGUUAAUGCAGAAGCCACACAUGGUAGACUUAAGUGGGAUCACCAAACCGAUGAUGAAAAUCUCACCAGAAUAUUUCAGUUCGAUGUGCGUGGGGGCAGUCCCAGUACAAACAUUAGGUGCAGUAGAAAGUAUAACAAACGAUAGGAGAGAGCGUGGCGGUGAAGCAAGAUCAGUUCUGUUCGGGGAGCAGUGUUCGGAAACGAGCCACAGCACGCCGCAGUCGGAGCGGGAGGACAGCGUGUUCCACAAGGUACCGAGGUCGUAUGCCAAGGGGCGGCGAAGGGUGGGGAAGGAGAAGCCCAAGUACUCGUGCGAGGUGUGCUUGAAGACGUUCACGCAGCUGGGAAACCUGUGCAUCCACCAGCGCAUCCACUCGGGCGACCGCCCCUUCCGCUGCACCUUCUGCCCCAAGACGUUCACGCAGCUGUGCAACAUGUGGAAGCACGUUCGCACGCACACGGGCGAGAAGCCAUACUCGUGCCUCGUGUGCGGGCGUGCCUUCAGCCAGCAGGCCAACCGGGCCAAGCACAUGCGCGUCCACACGGGGGAGCGGCCGUUCCCGUGCGACCGCUGCCACAAGGCGUUCACGCAGCGUGCCAACCUGCUGAAGCACGCCCUGGUGCACACCGGGGAGCGGCCCUUCGCGUGCCGCUACUGCGGCAAGGGCUUCUCGCAGCUUAGCAACCUGGACAAGCACCAGCGCGUGCACACGGGCGUGAAGCCCUACUCGUGCGCCACGUGUGGCCGUGCCUUCACGCAGCAAGGCAACCUGGCCAAGCACGAGGCCGUGCACUCGCAGCACAAGCCUUUUGCUUGCCCCGGCUGCACCAAGACGUACACCCAGAAGAGCAACCUGGAGAAGCACAUGCAGAGAUGCUCCGGACAGAACUUCUCCUCAGACUAGACUAUACUCGCUGCUUAUUUGUUCCGUCUUGCUCUAGGGAAACAACUGUACUCACAAUUUUAAGAUAUUGUGUAAUUGCAAAUGAUCAUCGUGCUGAAUUAUAAGAUUAAUAGUAUGAAACCAGUUAGGGUAGUGCAUCAUGUCUACUUAGGCAUGUUGUCCGUUACGUGAUCACCAUAAUGAAAAUACACAGGGAGCAAAGAGGUACUGCUGACAUGGCCGAAGUAGCACUUGCAUGGAACACGCAGGCUGUGGUAAUCUCUGAACUUACUCUAAGGGGCUGAGGGCAUUGGUGCCCAUAACUGGACCCCCGUAAGAAAACCCAUUGUUCUUUCCCAAAAUGGAUGUCUACCAAGGGUCUUUCUUAUGUCUUGCGUGAAGCAAAUGUGUGAUUUUACAGUAGGAAAGUAGAUAUUACUGCAAAUAUUUAGACAAGCAAUUUAGUCACUUUGUAUGUAUUUAUAAUGUAGUAUUGUGCUACGUAUUGCAGCCAUGAAUUACACUUCUGUGUGUACAUCGUAGUCUUGAUAUGUGAUAAUUACCUAAUUCUAAGUGUAUUAAUAACACAAAUGGAAUAAAAUUAAUCGUUAGUGCAAUUUUUUUUUGCAAAGUAACAACCUGAUAUUUGUAGUACAUAUAGCCUAAACUUGUGCCAUAGGCGCUAAUGUUAUUUUACGAUCUAGUGAAAAAUGUGUGAUAGAACUUAUCUGACAGUUUGAAGCCCACUAUAUGUUCCACCAGAAAGCUAAUAAAAAAUGACUUAUUAAGGAA